Trematomus bernacchii (emerald rockcod) is the source of this 5260-nucleotide messenger RNA. It is a transcript of the gene snx1a, whose product is annotated as sorting nexin 1a. Gene Ontology annotation, biological process: early endosome to Golgi transport; intracellular protein transport. The transcript is spliced from 15 exons. The record is from RefSeq and is a predicted model, not a curated record. Bases 128 to 2878 code for a protein of 916 amino acids. Lineage: Eukaryota; Metazoa; Chordata; Actinopteri; Perciformes; Nototheniidae. Gene Ontology annotation, cellular component: endosome membrane; endosome. Gene Ontology annotation, molecular function: phosphatidylinositol binding.
ACUGUCUUCAGGAGAACUGCCACAGUUUUAGCUGUAGCAGCGGAGUUAACGCUAGCCGCUAAAAGGAGCAGAAGAAGGGGAUCUGUGGACGGACCUCCCCUUGUGUUUGUUUUAAGAAGAUUUGAAGAUGGCGACCAGCUCGGAGCGUAGUCCUCCUCCGUUUCCCGACUCCGAGGACCAAGAUGUGCUGGACACCGAAGAAGUUGGAGGCCGAGACAGUCACAGUGAUGAAGACGACGGGGACGAUCUCUUCAUGAGCACAAGCAACCCUCCACUGACUGGAAUGGACAGCAUACUGUCUCCUACCAUUGAACCCAGUAAUGUUUUAAUGAAACCUCCCGUUGACCUCAUGGAUGACCCCUUAUUCGAGCCCGUCAGCAUCCAAACAGCAAACACACCAUCCAGCAAAGUCAUGAGCGAACCCUCAGAUGAUUUUGUCGACCUAACUAACAACAUCACCGACUCUCCGGAUGAAGAAGACACAGCUGAGAGUCCAGUUGCAGAUGCAGAAGAGGAAAAAACUGAAAUCCCUUUAGACGAGCCCGCAGAGGAAUUUGAAGACAUAUUUGGAAGUGAAACCGAAGCCCCGCAAGAGGAAGUAGUAGAAGCAGAUGUUACUGUUGAAGAAACGCCAACGGAUAAGGUUGAAGAGGCCAGUAGUGUUCCAGUUCCACCUGUUGACGGGAAAACAGGAAGUGAUGAGGAAGAGGAAGCAAUAGAAACUUCCACUGAUCCUAUUAUCGACCUCGGUGCUGAUUUGCCAGCCGUUGAAACAGAACAGCCGCCACCUGCCAGCCAAGCAUUUGUUGACCCUUUGGAAGACCUUCUCGGUGAUGUUUCGCCCGCCGCAGAAACACAACAGCCACCGCCUGCCAGCGUCACAUUUGCUGACCCUUUGGUUGAUGUCAUCAUUGAUGAUUCCCCAGCUGCUGAAACACAAGAACCACCGCGUGCCAGCGAAGCGUUCUUUGACCCUUUGGAAGACCUUUUCGGCGCUGUUUCGCCAGCCACUGAAACACAACAGCCGCCGCCUGCCAGCAACACAUUCGUUGACCCUUUGGAUGACCUCCUCAGUGACGAUUCGCCAACCAGUGAAACACAACAGCCACCGCCUGCCAGCAAAACGUUCAGUGACCCCUUGGUUGACCUCCUUAGUGCUGCUGCAUCUGCUGCCGAAGCCAAAAUAGCCACACCGGCAACAGUCGAUCUUUUCGAAGACGAGGGGAGCGACUUUUUCACAGAAGCACGGCAGACCAAACCUGCCAAGCAGCAGAAGAGCCUCUUCGGAGAAGCGGACGAGGAUCUGUUCGGUGAGCCGCUGGGUGCCACCUCAAAGAAAGCUGUGAGCACGGAGCCGAAGGACAAACCCGUCAAAACCAAAGCUGCUUCCACUGAUGUUAGCAACAUGGGGGGGCCUCUGCAGGACAGUACUCCUGCAGAACCUGCUGAUCUCUUCAGUGAGGAAGCCAUCACCACCGUGCCCAUUGUCAAAAACACCAGCGCCGCCAGCUCCAAGACCAAUGGAGUCCACUCUGAAGAGGAGAUGGAUAUAUUUGCAGAAGCCACAGUGGAGCUUUCCCUCGACAGUCCGCGGGAAGAGAGAAAGAAAGAUGUGACAGUCGCACCGUCUACGUCCGCCGCCCCCCCCCUGUCAGCUGCUGCCAGCCUGGUGAAGCCACAAGCUGCUGCCCUGGAGGAGUUGGAAGAAGAGGAAGAAGAAGAACAGGAAGACAAAUUUGAGAUCUUGGUGUCUGUUAAAGAUCCUGAAAAAGUUGGUGAUGGAAUGAACGCUUACAUGGGCUACAAAGUAACCACACAGACCCAAAUGCCGAUGUUCCGCAACAAGACGUUCACCGUGAGGCGACGCUUCAGCGACUUCCUCGGCCUCUACGAGAAGCUUUCUGAAAAACAUGGACCAAAUGGAUUCAUCGUGCCUCCGCCUCCAGAGAAGAGCAUCCUGGGAAUGACAAAGGUGAAGGUGGGAAAGGAUGAUUCUUCCGCAGCAGACUUUGUGGAGAGAAGAAGAGCUGCUCUGGAGAGGUACCUCCAGAGGGUGGUAAAUCACCCGUCACUCCUCCAGGAUCCUGAUGUCAGAGAGUUUCUGGAGAGAGAUGAGUUGCCCAGAGCAACGAGCACCCAGGCUCUGAGUGGCGCCGGCUUCCUGAAAAUGAUCAACAAAGCAACAGAUGCUGUCAGUAAAAUGACCAUCAAGAUGAAUGAGUCAGACGUGUGGUUCGAGGAGAAGCUGCAGGAGGUGGAGUCUUCAGAUCAGCACUUCAGGAAGCUCCACGCGCUGGUGGAGUCUCUGGUGGUCCACAGGAAAGAGCUGUCGUUGAACACGGCCGGCUUCGCUAAGAGCACGGCGAUGCUGGGCAGCGCGGAGGACAACACGGCUCUGUCCCGCGCCCUCUCUCAGCUGGCCGAGGUGGAGGACAAGAUGGAGCAGCUGCACCAGGACCAGGCCGCCAACGACACCUUCAGCUUCGCAGAGCUCAUCGCAGACUACAUCCGCCUGCUGGGAGCCGUCAGGGGGUCGUUUGAUCACCGGAUGAAGGCGUGGCAGCGCUGGCAGGACGCUCAGACCGCUCUGCAGAAGAAGAGAGAGACAGAGGCUAAGCUGCUGUGGGCGAACAAGCCCGACAAGCUGCAGCUGGCCAAAGAGGAGAUCGCUGAGUGGGAGGCCAAGGUGACGCAGUACGAGAGGGACUUUGAAAGAGUUUCUGCUACCGUGCGCAAGGAAGUGGUGCGCUUUGAGAAGGAGAAGGCCAAGAACUGUAAAAGAGAGAUCAUUAAUUACCUGGAGUGUCUGUUGCAGUCUCAGCAACAGCUCAUAAAGUACUGGGAGGCUUUCUUACCAGAAGCCAAAGCUAUCGCCUAGCGCUGGAGCUCCUUCUCUCCAGGCGGCCUUCUUCUUAUACACUUUACCUCUUGCCUUUAAACCAAGGAAAAUGCUCGCAUUGUAAAGGGAGAUACAAUCAACCAGUUUUUUUUAAUCACCUUUAACAUAUAGCUCUGUACUCUAUUGUAUUAAUAAUUGUAUAUUUUCAUUUAACCUUCCACAAAUAUUUUCUUAUUAGAUGAAAAAAGAGUUUGCAUACAGUAUACAAAGAUUAAGGACACACGAGAAAGAGAAAGCAGGUGACUGAUUCCAUUAGUUUUCCACAAGAGAAGGGAAAUGAGUCCGUUGUUCUCAGGAUUUCUCCUCCAUCAGCAGUGGGUCUUGUUUACAGCGCGGCUGCUCUCUCAGCACACUCUCUGGGGACCCAGGUGAAGAAAGUGGCCAAGAGUCUCACUCUGUUUCUGCUUUUAAACGACUCAAAGGGAUACAAAAAAAAACAGCUAAAAAAAAUUAUGAAUUCUGAGCACUUCCACCAGGUGGAUAAAGUCAUUAAAUACCAGCCAUGUUGUUGUUAUUGUUUGUUUUUCUUUAAGAUUUAAACUACUAUGGGUGCAGGGUGUCGAGGCAUUAGAUUAUUACCGCUGCGGUCGGGGGGGCAUCGUAGGUCAAAGCUUGUGAGUUCACUUUUUGUAGAUCUUGUUUCAAUCAAACUUUACUCUUAUAACCACACAUGUCUGUGCCUUUUGAAGUCAGAGGGGUGUUUAGGGGUUUUACAAAAAAUGGGAGAAACGUGUUCUCAGUUGUAGAGAACAGCCACAAAGUGUCAAACCAAACUGGCGUUUCAUGUUAAAGCCCAUUUACUACAAAUUAAGUGUUUUUCCCACUAUAUUCUAGUUUAUAACGCUACAUUGUUUUCUUUGUGAAUGUGUUACUUUCCAGACAGCCUUCUGUAUGAAAACGAACUUGCACAGACUUGAAACGGGUAAUCCUCACAGUGAGAUUUAUGAAUGUUUCAUCAUUUUCCCGUGGUAAUGCAGAACUGUACGUGCCAGUUUAAGGCUUCACUGAUGACUAGUCAUACAGUAAAUGCUGCGUUUCCACUGUAAGGAUCAGCCUGAAGAGCUUCAAGUCUCUGCAAGUGGAUUCUCCUGCGUUAGUGACGUAAACCAAAGGCUGCCUGGAUGUGAGGGUUCUGAGUCUUUCUUUGAGACGUGGUUGUCAGUAAUACGAGGGCUGCAACUAACACUUAUUUUCAUUUUGUUUUUGUCUGAAAAUUAAAUGCUUAGUCUAUAAAAUGACUCAAAAUAAUGUAAAAUGGUUCCCAGAGCCUAAGGUGUCAUCAUACAAUGGUUUAAUCUAUACAGUUUUGUUUUAAAGGUACCCUGUGGAGUUUUGACCAGUAACAGCAUUAUGAAGACAUUUUUGUACGUUUGUUCUCCACAUGUUUUUGCUGGUUUUCUGCUGGUCGACAGCUUGUGGCAGCAAUUAGCCAACAACGUCAAGGGCCGUUCCUCAAUGUCGAGUAUACCUGCUGCAGAGCCACUAUUUCAAGUAUACUACGUCAUCGAGUGGCGCCGAAUGCUGGGCAUUUAACAUGCAUUUAAACAGUCCUUCGGCGCCACUCGAUGACGUAGUAUACUUGAAAUAGUGGCUCUGCAGCAGGUAUACUCGACAUUGAGAAACGGCCACGGAGUAGGACCGCUAGCUAGUAAAUGGAUGGCUACAAAUAAAACAAACAAUUGUAUAUUUCAUAUUGUUUCACACAAAAGAUGGCUCUGCAAGUGAAUUCAACUCAUCUGUGAGAGCGCUAAGAAGCACUUUGGUGAGAAACAGUGAAUGUAAACAAAAAUCCACAGGGUACCUUUUUGAUUUACUCUAAACAGAGAAAGAGAAAGUGGAACCAGCGACAGGAGGGCAUUUGUGCUUGAUGCACUAUUACUAAUUAACAUCUUUGUUGGUGAAUACUUCUGUUGAUUGUCUGAUUGAUUCAGCUCUAAAUAAAACUGUGUGUGAUUUCUAGUAAAUGGGCAAAAAAAAAAAAGGACUUGAUGCUGACUUGUAGACAUGAGAUUAAUGUCAAAUACUAAACGUACUGAUGUCAUAAUGAACCUAAUUCAUCCCGUCAUCCUGCAAAGGGCAUCAAACCGGUGGCAUCCUUUGAUUACAGCUUUAAUUUCACAUUUGCUCACACUUUAAUUGAAGCUGUGUCAUUUGUCGUCAUCUCUCAACUUGCUGACAUUUCUUUGCACAGUUUUCCGUUUGUUUUUCUCACAGUAAGAUGCACGCUUGUUUUAAACUGUUGUUAGACAGCACUUAAAUCUGGUUGUUGGUGCGACUUCAUACUGUACGUCAUCAUGUGUCAUAGAAAUUACUUUUGAAACAAAUCAAUAAAAGUUGCACUGUUUACACUUGGAAAUUUCA